AUGUCGAAACGGACGGCAGAAGAGGGGGCCGCUGGUGUCCCCCUCAAGAGCGGCGGGCGGCCCGACGCCAUGGACAUCGACGACAAGCCCGACAUGGGCGAGUUCGAAGACGAGUUCGAGGACGAGUUCGAGAGCGAGGACGAGAUCAUCGAGGCCGGCGUCGACGGCAGGCCAGAUGCCGAGAGGGAAGCCGAGGAAGCUGCCGCAAUGGACGUCGACAACGGCCCCGCCACCUUCAUCGUCGGCCGCACAAAGCUCGAUCCGGGCCAGACGCUCGCGCCCGACCCGACCACGUACCGCAUGCUGCACAACCUGAGCACCCCGUGGCCCUGUCUCUCGUUCGACAUUGUGCGCGACGGCCUCGGGGACAACCGCAGCGUCUAUCCCGCCACCAUGUACACCGUCUCGGGCACGCAGGCGGAGGGCUCCAAGGCCGGCGACAACGCGCUGCUGGUCAUGAAGUUCAGCGGCCUGAGCAAGAUGGACGGCGAGGGCGACGAGUCGAGCGACGACGAAGACGACGAAGACGAAGACGCCGACCCCAUCCUCGAGUCCCGGUCCAUCCCCAUCGGCUCGACCACAAACCGGAUACGCGCCUUCCAGGCCCGGCCGCAAGACGCGUCCCGCCCGCCCGUCACCCUCACGGCGACCAUGACCGAGUCCUCGAACGUGCUCAUCCACGACAUCACACCGCACCUCGCGUCAUUCGACAACCCCGGCUCGGUCGUUAGGCCGCAGCAGAACAAGCCCGUGUCGACGAUCCGCGCCCACAAGGCCGAGGGCUACGCCGUUGACUGGUCGUCGCUGCACCCCGCUGGCAAGCUGCUGACGGGCGACAACGACGGCGUCAUCUACCUGACGACGCGCAGCGACGGCGGGGGCUUCGUCACGGACACGCGGCCGUUUCUGGGCCACACGAGCAGCGUCGAGGAGAUGCAGUGGAGCCCGUCCGAGGCGUCCGUGUUCGCGUCGGCGUCGAGCGACGGCACGAUCCGGGUGUGGGACGUGCGGAGCAAGAGCCGGGCGCCGGCGCUGUCGAUGCAGGUCAGCAAGACGGACGUCAACGUCAUGUCGUGGUCGCGGCAGACGACGCACCUGCUGGCGUCGGGCGCCGACGACGGCGAGUGGGCCGUGUGGGACCUGCGGCAGUGGAAGCCCAGCGGCACGGCGGCCGCGGGCAAGCCGACGCCCAUUGCCAGCUUUGGGUACCACAAGGAGCAGAUCACGAGCAUCGAGUGGCACCCGACCGACGACAGCAUCGUGGCGGUGGCGGCCGGCGACAACACGGUCACGCUGUGGGACCUGGCCGUCGAGCUCGACGACGAGGAGAGCAAGGACACGGCCGGCGUGCAGGACGUGCCGCCGCAGCUGCUGUUCGUGCACUACCAGAACCAGGCCAAGGAGCUGCACUGGCACCCGCAGAUACCCGGCGCGCUGGUGGCGACGGGCGAGGUGUUUAGUGUCUUCCGGACCAUCAGCGUAUAG
Molecule: messenger RNA, 1485 nt
Organism: Lasiosphaeria miniovina
Lineage: Eukaryota; Fungi; Ascomycota; Sordariomycetes; Sordariales; Lasiosphaeriaceae
Product: WD40-repeat-containing domain protein
Exons: 1
Coding region: 1-1485 (494 amino acids)
Biological process (GO): ribosome biogenesis
Cellular component (GO): nucleolus
Molecular function (GO): protein binding
Source: RefSeq, a predicted model, not a curated record